Messenger RNA from Lachancea lanzarotensis, 2202 nucleotides. It is a transcript of the gene YPP1, whose product is annotated as LALA0S06e00936g1_1. Lineage: Eukaryota; Fungi; Ascomycota; Saccharomycetes; Saccharomycetales; Saccharomycetaceae. The record is from RefSeq and is a predicted model, not a curated record. The coding region runs from base 1 to 2202 and encodes 733 amino acids. The transcript has a single exon. Gene Ontology annotation, molecular function: protein binding.
AUGACCCAGGAACUUGAAGAUAACUCAAUUGCACUCCAGGACCGUUUGCUAGGCUGUGGCGUGUUCAGUUGUUCAGACAAAGAGUUGAACGCUCUUUUGAGCCUGCAUUAUAGGACCCAUUACCAUGUAUUUGGCAGUAGCACUGCCAAUAAAGACGUUUUCAAGGUUCUCCUAGGUGAAUUGAACAAAGUUGACCAUCAUAGUCUUUCUAAUUUGGUCAAAAAGAGAAUAUGGGUGAACCUGCAAGGAAUCUUAAAAUAUCAGCUGUCAGACGUGAAGUCAGCACAGCGGUCUUUGGAAGAGGCACAACAGGUGGCACUCGUACCGGGACCAUUUGAAACCUUUUUGCAACUUGAAACUUUAUAUUUCAUUGGAGUGUUGAAAACUGAAGAGGAGACAGUACACCACUAUUUGCAACAUAUCCCCAAGCUUCUCACGGAACUACCGCGCGAAGCACACGCUUUAACGUUUCAUUACUUGGAUUUAAUGGUGGCUAGACUUCAAAUGAACUGGAAUGAGGUGCUCAAGCAUUUGAAGCCCUCUAACGUGACCUACUAUAUCGCGGUCCAAGCAGACUCUGCCGACCAUGAGCAGCAGUUACUCGAGAUUGGAACUAGAUUACUCAAGGCCGCCAAGUUUCCCACCGCUGAAGAGCGAAACGAUUUCGAUCUAGAACAAUUCCAUGUGGUUCUUCAAUACUACUUCCUCAAUCGCGGGUCUCCCAAAGCGGAAUGGCGCAACUUCAUUGUACAAUCUUUGGGUAAAACAUUUCAAAGUCUGGAGGUUUCAAGAACAGCCAUGAUAUAUUUUGGUCUGAUUAAAGAAAAUAAAGAAGCGGUUUUGAAUUUCGUCAAUUUUAUGAGCUAUAACGAGAACUAUAAGCAUCUAAAUGAUGGCCGUUGGCUAGAUAUCGUCUCGAUAUUAGAGAGCUAUAGGUUCAUUGCUAGUCAACCCGGUGAUCUCGAAAUCGAAAAUGUGUUCAGUGUCGAUGGCUUUCUACGCAACUUCAAGACCUUACUUCGCGAGUUUUACGACAAAAUUUCGCUGCCGCUGAUAGAGAGAGAACAAUCUUUGGAUGUGGCCUCAAACGCGACCAGAAUUUUUUUGCCCUCAAAGCUUUUGAGAAUCUUGGCGCAAUCUUGGAAUUGCCUAUAUGAAUACGAGCGCGAGGAUAUAAACAGUUUUUUCCAGUCUUUCCACACAUACUACCUGGCUAACGCAACUGCUGUUGACUCUACUUCUGACACUCUCAAUUUCAACUAUGCUUAUACGUUGGCGCAAAAGCGCGAAAUAGCUCAAGCCAUCAAGUUCAUCAAGAGCGCUAUCCUUGAAAAAGAGCCCGAAAACUAUCGUGCUUGGCAUUUGCUCGCUCUGUGCGAGUCGACGAACGAAGACAAAACAGUUUCUUUCAGGAUAGUGUGCUCGGUACUACAGGCUCUACAACAAGCGCUACAAGAUGGCACGACGUUAUCCACCGCCGAGAGAUGGCAAAUGGUGCAUCUCAAACUGACCCAGCUUAAAAUAACCGUUGAUAUGUUUGGUGUCGAGGACGCCCUAGAGCUUCUUCCCGAGCUCUUUGAACUCCUCGAUUCUGCGUUUCCUCCCGAAAUGACAGAUGGUUGCAACCUAGGUCCUGAGUUCAACAAAAGCAAAGAGUAUCUCCAGCAAACUGUGUGGUUAUUCGUCGUGAAGCUGUAUAUGUGCUGGUCUCCAAGCGACUCCCGAGAAGCUCUUGCAGAGUCCCGCGCUCAAACUACGAAAUUCCAAAACCUCAAUAACGACUUGGCCGAGGGUUACAUGUCUUUGGCCACAGACAAAAAACGGUCUCUUGAGUUGUUCGAGAAAGUAUUAUUCUACGACCCGAUGAACAUUGACGCUACCGUUGGAUUUGCCAAAUGUCUGAUACCGGAUACUGACGAGAACGAGGUGCACAACAUGGCUGUACAGAAAAAAGAUGCUCCCCAAAAUGACGCUUUCAUUGGUGAUAAAGACAAAUCUGCUGCGUUUGCCAGACUCAAAAUUUUACUCGAAGCGAUCAUCGACAAAUCUAUAGACGGUUACCACUCACCAGAACUCUGGUGGUAUUUGGCACAAGUUUACGAGAAUUACGGGGACCGCGAAAGAAUGGAGUCUUCUCUAUGGAACUGUGUCAAGUUCGAAGAACUGCGACCCAUUCGCGAUUUCAAAAUGUGUAAUAUUUAG